Episyrphus balteatus (marmalade hoverfly) is the source of this 1209-nucleotide messenger RNA. RefSeq lists its product as uncharacterized. The record is from RefSeq and is a predicted model, not a curated record. The transcript is spliced from 4 exons. The coding region runs from base 101 to 1087 and encodes 328 amino acids. Lineage: Eukaryota; Metazoa; Arthropoda; Insecta; Diptera; Syrphidae.
AUCAACUGGUACUGCUUUAACAAUAAACCGCCUCCUGUCAAAGAGUGUUUUGGAGGAACUACCUCCAAUUACCUAGAUAGCAGAAAAGAAUAAAAAACACAUGGAUGAAACAAGAAAUUCAGUAAAAGAUCCAACAGAAGUUAAAAAUGCUUUGGCCAAAUAUUUGGAGCUCUUCACAUCUCAUAGUAAUUUCUUUAAGUUUUUCAUCGCACAAAAUGGUGUACUUGAAUGGUUUGGAAGAAGCAUCAAAGGAAAUACUAAAAUUCAUGACUAUUUGAGGUACGAAGUAUGUUCGCAGUAUGAUCAUCUCUUUUUUGAAAAUGCUGAACCAUGCGAACCUUUUGAAUGUAAAUCUACACAUAUGGAAACAAAAUCCUUACCAACUCAAAGUGAUAAAAAUUUAAAUAACAGUUCAUUUGAUCUCGAAAAAACCAACUCAAUUGAAGAGGAUGUAUCAAUGUCUACGGAUGUUGUAGAAUUUACAACAACAAAAGAUCGCCGUGGAUCUAUAACUCCACCAUCAAGUGCAAAACGAGUUAAGCUCGAUCAAGAUCUUAAUCGAAGCAUUUCACCGCCAAUGCUAAAUGUAGAAGAUUAUUUCGAUAAAAAAGAAACUAAUGUUAAAUUAAUUGUUCCUCGAUCAUCACGAAAUUGUUUUGAAACUCCUGACUCAACAUACGUUUCAACUGCAGCAACUACAUCUUCCCAAGUCCAAUACAGCGAAUUAAAGUAUUUCGAAGCAAUUGGAAUUCUUAGAUCUUGUUUACAACCUGAACACAAGAAUUUCCGUCUGUCUAGCACUUUAAAUGCAAAUGGAAGCUGGGAUCGUGAAACAAAAAUACAAAUUUCUUAUAGAAUUCGAUUAGAUGAUAAUGAUGUUCAAUUUGCAUUAAUAAUUUAUAAAAAUCUACAUUCAUAUAGUGCAUUGUCAAAAAGAAAUCUCAUGUCGGAAUUUGAUGAAGUUGCUACACAUAAAAGACUGGCUGCUGAAGAAAAUAAAAAUGGUUCUACUAGUUCUACAAAAACUACAACAACAAACUCACAGAAGGAGAAGCGGAAAAUCGGACGUAGAUUAAGACUUUUUUAACAAACAAAAAUUGAUUAUUAUUUUUUUUAUAUUAAUUUAUUUUUUACCCAGACAACUUGGUAUAUUUGGUUAAGUUAUUAUAAUAAAAUAAAAAGAAAAUGUUAUAUUUUUUGUAAAAGUAA